GGAGGCAGCUGCCAGCAGGGACAUCAGCUCAGAGGGACGGACCCUCCCGCAGCCCAGUGCCUUCUUGUACCAACAUGUCUGCUCAAGAUAGAGGGGGCCGGGAUGGCCAGAAAGCCAAGGGCAAGACCCUGAGUAGCUUCCUGGGGUCUCUGCCCGGCUUCAGCUCUGCCCGGAAUCUGCUGACCCAUGGCUCGACCAGGGAGGCCCAGCCGGCUGCCGACCCAGCAGGUGUCCCUGCCCCUGAGGCUGCCCAGCCCCAGGCUCAGGUGGCUGCCAACCAGGAGCAGAUGGCUGAGGGGACCCAGUCUUCAGAGAAGAUGACCAAGACCAAGGACACCUUCUCCUCGGGAGUGGCCAGUGUGGUCCAAGGGAGCCUAGGCCUGGGCCAGUCGGUUCUCUCUGGCACCAAGGACGCCGUGUCCAGUGGGGUAACCGGGGCAACAAAUGUGGCCAAGGGGGUCGCCCAGGAGGGGCUGAACACAACCAAGAAUGUCCUCACGGGCACGAAGGACACUGUGGCCACUGGGCUGACUGGGGCUGUGAACGUGGCCAAGGGGACUGUGCAGAGUGGCCUGGACACUACCAAGAAUGUCCUCACGGGCACCAAGGAUACUGUGGCCACUGGACUGACUGGGGCUGUGAACGUGGCCAAGGGGACUGUGCAGAGUGGCCUGGACACUACCAAGAAUGUCCUCACAGGCACCAAGGACACAGUGACCACCGGACUGACCGGGGCUGUGAACGUAGCCAAGGGAACCAUGCAGACAGGCCUAGACACCAGCAAGGCUGUGCUGACCGGCACCAAAGACACUGUGUGCACUGGGCUGACCGGGGCAGCAAAUGUGGCCAAGGGGGUCGCCCAGGGGGGUUUGGACACCACCAAGAAUGUCCUCACGGGCACCAAGGACACAGUGACCACUGGACUGACCGGGGCCAUGAACGUGGCCAAGGGGGCUGUGCAGACCGGUCUAGACACCAGCAAGACUGUGCUAACUGGCACCAAAGACACGGUGGCCGCUGGGCUGACCGGUGCUGUGAACGUGGCCAAGGGGACUGUGCAGACUGGCCUGGACACCAGCAAGGCCGUGCUGACAGGCACCAAGGACACUGUGUGCACUGGGCUGACCGGGGCAGCAAAUGUGGCCAAGGGGGUCGCCCAGGGGGGGUUGGACACCACCAAGAAUGUCCUCACAGGCACCAAGGACACAGUGACCACCGGACUGACUGGGGCUGUGAACGUGGCCAAGGGGACUGUGCAGACUGGCCUGGACACCAGCAAGACUGUGCUGACUGGCACCAAAGACACGGUGGCCACUGGGCUGACCGGGGCCGUGAACGUAGUCAAGGGGGCCAUGCAGACCGGGCUCAACACAACCCACAAUGUAGUGACAGGGACAAAGGACACCGUGUACAGUGGGAUGACCGCAGCAGUGGGUGUGGCCAAGGGGGUUGUGCAGACCGGCCAGGACACCAGCAAGUCUAUGGCAUCUGGUGCCGGAGCCAUGGUGUCUUCCAUCCGGGCCGGUACGGGGACUGUGGCUUCGGAUGCCGUCCACACCCUGCAGGGACUCCUGCCCGGGAGCCAGGACAGUGUCUGGGCUGCAGUUACCCAGUCGGGGGACAUAUCCUCCAGGGGGUCCAGCAUCCCUGACAAGGUCUGUGCAGGUCUGCUGAGCCCGCUCCUCCCAGGAGCCGCCGGGGAUGGGGAAAGCACGGAGCCCGCAGCUGCUCUUCUGGGCCACGCCGGAGCCUGGGACACUGGUGAGCGGGAGGCGCUGGGUGUCCUCCUGGAGCCCAUGAGCGUGGAGGAACAAGCUCAGCUGGCGGCCUCCACUCCGGAGCCGAAGGUGCUCUCUGCUGAUCCCAGAAUCUACUUCGUCCGCCUGGGCGACCUAUCGCCCGCCUUCCGCCAGCGUGCCUUUGAACAUGCCCUAAGCCACCUGCAGCACAACCAGUUCCAGGCCAGGGACACGAUGGCCCAGCUCCAGGACUCCUUCCGGCUGAUAGAGAAAGCCAAGCAGCCAAGGCUGGAGCAGGGUUUGACUGCCGGAUCAGAGGGACCCAGUGGCCAAGAGGUGGACGACGCCGGGGCGCUGUCCAGGGUGCGAGGGCUCAUCCGGCAGCUGCACGUGGCCUACGGCGGCCUGGCCUCGGGCCUGCAGGGCCUGCCCAGCGAGUCCCAGCGGCAGGUGGCACAGGCCCGGCACAGCCUGUGUGAGCUGUACGGGGUCUUGGCGGCAACCGGCUCCCUCAGUGAGCUGUCCCAGGAGCACCUGGCGCAGAGCCGUGAGGAUGUCAACCAGGCGUGGCGGGGGCUAGAGAGGCUGCUGGCUCAGGUGCAGCACAGCCCUCCGCUCAGCUGGCUGGUGGGGCCCUUUGCGCUGCCCCAGGGGGCCCAGCAGCAGUAGUGGGUGGUGACUGGGGUGAAGGAGUGCCCCCCAGCCGGCACGGAGCCUCCCCUGCCUAGGGCCACACCCACCCACCUUGCAAGUCCAGCUCCAGGCAUGUAACACUCAGCUUGAGGGAUGGAGCUGGCAGUCGAGGGGUGAGGGGAGUCAGAAGGGAUGGGGAACACACACCCAGGAAAGAGGGGGCUCUCUGAGCUGCCCACCUCCCACCUCCUGGCCGUUCCCCAGAGUUUUUGUCACUGGGGGCCCCCAGUGAAGAUCACGAGUGGGCUCCCUAGUAGGGAAACAGAGGGACCUGUGGGCCCUCCACACCACCACCACAGCAGGUGUCCUCCAGGCAGACUGCUCCCCACUGCUGCGCACCUCCCCAUUGCCGGUCUGCUCGGCCUUGUGCCACCACCCUCUCCAGGAAGCUUCUGUCGGGGUCCGUUGGUUCGCACGGACUGAUACCUGGGAGUUGGUUGGCAGGCUUUUCUUCCUAGUCUCAGUCUGGAAACGCCACCGAGACUUAGCCUGAUGGCAGUGUGGGCGCCGGCUGAGUGGGGCACGGAGCGCCUGGCCGCACGCUAGGAACCCUUGUCUUCUGCCAGCCCACCGGCACCCUUCAGCUGCACCCAGCCCUGGGCCCUGGCCCCGCCCUCCUCCGCACCUGCUUCUCUGAGCGCAGCGCUGUCCUGUGUCCUAAGGCCAAGAUGGCACCCCGGCCUCUGUGGCUCAGGGGACCUCCAGUCAGCCCAGGGUCGGCGGCACCUGCCCCCACCCCACCCUGUCUGAAAACACCACACCCACUGUUCCUCAGGUGCCAGGGCCCAGGCUGUGGGCAGUAAGCACAGGGUAUCCUGAAGGCCAUGGCCCCAUGGGAGGGGCUAGGCUGAGGCCUGAAAUUCACGACUUACUUGCCCAUGUUCUGGGGUCGUGGUUCCCCCCACCACUGAGUGCCAGGGGAUGGAUAAGGCGGGUCCCAGCUCCCGUGCACCGCUGAGCACCAGGAGCUGAUAAGAGGAUGCCAGCUCCCUGACCACGUGGGCCCUGUGGUCUCAGGUGGAAGAAGGGAGCCACCAUGCACUCGGGAAGCUGACCUGGGCGGGGUGGCAGCAGAUAGCUCUCUGGGGAGCAGCGCUGCUCAUGCCAUUGGGGGCCGCGGCAUGCCACACCCUUGGCUCUUUCCAGAGUGGUCGCCAGGCAGAAGUGGUGCCGAUCCUUCCAGCUCCUAGGCUGGCGGGAGAGCUGGGCCCUGGCACCCCAAAGGGGUGGCGAGGACCCAGGCAUGUUGCUGGGAGAAGCUGGAGCCCAGUGAGCCCUCAUGGAAGCUUCUGGGGCCUUCCUGUUGCACCACUCACGCCAUGGGGCUGAGACCUUGUGCACACCCUCACGCACGCACACACGCACACGGCCCCUUUCUUAGUUCUGAGGGUGGCCGCGGCCACCGGGAGCAGGCAGCAGGGGGCAUGAGUCACGCCCGCAGCCGCACUGGGUCCCAGGAGGCACCCCAGUCUCAGGCCGCAUGGCAGAACGGACACCCCACAGGCCAACACAGCAUCUCCACCUCCCUGUGGCCCGGCCUCUGCUCCCGCUCACCUGGCCUGCUCCCCAGCUGGCUUCCCACCUCCCUGAGCCCACCCAACCUCAGCCCUGUCACAGCCCCUCGGGGAGCUGGUGGCCUGCCCCUGAUGGGCCGCAUCAGCACUGCUAGAAAACCAAGCCAAUAAAAAUGAUUGUGCUUUCAUUAAAAAAAACCCUUUAUAUUCA
This is a messenger RNA of Echinops telfairi (small Madagascar hedgehog), 4157 nucleotides long. RefSeq names its product perilipin 4 (gene PLIN4). Gene Ontology annotation, cellular component: plasma membrane. The transcript is spliced from 9 exons. The coding region runs from base 75 to 2408 and encodes 777 amino acids. The record is from RefSeq and is a predicted model, not a curated record. NCBI's taxonomy places the organism in Eukaryota, Metazoa, Chordata, Mammalia, Afrosoricida, Tenrecidae.